AUGCUCAAGCUUGCUACCGCUUUGGCCCUUACGGGGGCGGCUUCUGCCGCCACGGCUGUUACCUCGCACAGCGUGACUCGCGCGCAAUGCAUCAGCAGCAGCCUCGAUCAGGCUCGCGCUCGAGCCUCGCAAGCCGAUGCCGUUAUUUGCUACCACGGUGGUUAUGAAAUCCUCAACAAGGAUCCGAACACCUUUGGCAGCCUUAGCAAAGUCAAGUGCGGCGAGGAGCAGGUGGACGUCGAAUGCUUCUGGAUGGACGACCCCGCCAUCUUCAAUGCUUACGACGAUGGCGGACCUGAAAACAUCGCCUACAGCCUCGACACCAAAAAGUGCACGUGGGACAAGUUCUGGCGUUCCCUCAACUGCCAGGGCGGAAGCAACUAA
This is a messenger RNA of Moesziomyces antarcticus, 384 nucleotides long. RefSeq lists its product as uncharacterized. The coding region runs from base 1 to 384 and encodes 127 amino acids. The transcript has a single exon. NCBI's taxonomy places the organism in Eukaryota, Fungi, Basidiomycota, Ustilaginomycetes, Ustilaginales, Ustilaginaceae. The record is from RefSeq and is a predicted model, not a curated record.